CACCAUUCAAUAUAAGAGACUUGCUAUUAACCAACUAGAUGCUAUAAAUAACGACCAACCUGAAUUUUUGGAUGGUAAAAUGAUAUUUGAAGAUAACCAGAUAACCAGUUAUAACCGAGAUCAGACACCUGAUAUAGGAUAA
Messenger RNA from Racocetra persica, 142 nucleotides. The record is from the annotation of a GenBank genome assembly. Lineage: Eukaryota; Fungi; Glomeromycota; Glomeromycetes; Diversisporales; Gigasporaceae.